Messenger RNA from Diabrotica virgifera virgifera (western corn rootworm), 1634 nucleotides. RefSeq names its product WAS/WASL-interacting protein family member 2. NCBI's taxonomy places the organism in Eukaryota, Metazoa, Arthropoda, Insecta, Coleoptera, Chrysomelidae. Gene Ontology annotation, molecular function: actin binding. The record is from RefSeq and is a predicted model, not a curated record. The coding region runs from base 225 to 1559 and encodes 444 amino acids. The transcript has 7 exons.
AUCAACCUUACUCCGACACAACCUUGUUCCUUGUUAGAAAGUCGCUUCUCUUUUUGAAGUGGUUGUCAAAACUUUGACGGUAUGGUUAUUGUAUGUGUCAGAAAAUAGUGAAAAUUUUAAGUUAUAAUGAUUUUUUUUCGAUUAAUUAAAGUUAUUUAUUGUAAAUUACUUUAGAAAUUAAGCAUAUUGGAUAACUAAAUAGAGAAUCAUAGGUUAUAAGAACAAUGCCUGCUCCACCCCCACCUCCAACGCUGGCUCCGGCCGCGCCGCCUCCCCCGAUGUUCAAUUCUUCAAAAAAUAGUAAAAGUAGUAGUUCUGUAGAUCGAGGUGCUUUGUUAAAGUCUAUCCAGAAGGGAGCAAAAUUGAAAAAGACAGUUACAAAUGACCGAAGUGCCCCAGCAUUAGGAGGUUCUUCCAAUAAACCAUCAAAUGGCAGUAUACCUGGAGGUAUGGGUGGUAUGCAAUUACCCAAACUGCCCAUUGGUGGCAUGUCGGGUGGCAUGUUAGGUGCCAAUCUUAGAAAUGGUAAUUCUAGUAGUGGUGGUAGUGUUUCUCCUGUUAGUCCUUUAGGAGGUAUGAAAAAUUUUGGAAGUAUACAGAUGGAACUGAAAAAGCAAUUAGCAAAUGAUAACAGAAAUAGGGGACCGCCUCCACCGACACCAACGAGAAAUUUUCCACCAGAUACUGGCGGACGGCAAAUAAUUCAACGAGAAAACAUAACCAACGGCCUACACAUGAGUCAGCUAUCCUUAAAUUCAAACUCUUCUUCCAAUAUUAGCAUUAAUCAGAGUACUUUACACAGAAAGGCGAAAAGCAAUGCAAAUUUAAGCUCAUUGGACACAACUGAUAACAGUAACGGCCUUCGACCCUUUAAGCCUGUGAUCAAUCAUGGAAAACCCAAUUUGGCUCCAAAACCACCUGUUUUAAACGGCAAACCAAAUUCAUUACAACUAAAGAUUACAAAACCCGUAAGUCGAGCCCAUAGUUUGAAGUCUCCCCGAUCGCCUUCUCCGCAAAGCCCUGAAACGAAUCAAAUGGCCAAAUUUGGAACGGUCAGGCACAUGUCUUCCGUAAUUAGCCAAUCGUUGGCGAAUUCUUCCCCACAAAAUGCCAGAUCCAGGCCUGCACUGAGCACCAGGCCGACAGCUCCACCACCGUCGAUACCAGUUCCAGCGACGCCCAAUCAUCAAUCACCGUCUUCUAGUCAUACGCCGAUUCCACCAAAAGUGAAUAUGGUGAAACCGAACCAUGCUCCUCCACCUCCUCCUCCUAUUGUACCCCAGGCGCCUAGUCACGCUCCGCCUCCACCACCUCCACACAAGAUGCAGUUGAACAAAGCUCCUUCGACGGGUUCAAAUCCACCCUCCCCACCACCCAGGCAUUCAUCCAUGAGCAAUAACAACGUACCGAAAAGAAGUAGAAAUUUUGACGAGAAAUUCAAACAGAUGUUUCACAAUUCGAACGAUUUUCCCUCGCCCCCUCCCUAUAAAAAUGUUAUUAAGUUGUACAGCUCAGUUACUAUUAAACCAGCACCUGUUAAACCUGUUACAGUCGCUUAAGAUUAAUUUUAAUAUUACCAAAAAUUGUUUGAUAUUUGUUAUUAUUAUUAAUAAAUUAAUAGGUUUAAAAGUAAA